This is a messenger RNA of Paramuricea clavata, 2098 nucleotides long. The record is from the annotation of a GenBank genome assembly. NCBI's taxonomy places the organism in Eukaryota, Metazoa, Cnidaria, Anthozoa, Malacalcyonacea, Plexauridae.
AUGGUAAAACGAUGCGCAUGGGGAACUUGCAACAGUGAUUCUAGAUACCAGGAACGUUUAGUAAAUGAAGUAGAAGGAACAACAGUUACAUUUCAUCAUUUUCCGACGGAGAUAAGGGACAAGGAACGAAGAAAAACGUGGAUACGUGCGUGCUGCAGGAAAGAUGGCUUCGUUUGUACAAAGGACAGUUAUGUUUGUAGUCUUCAUUUCGUUGACAAGAAAGGCCCCACGGAAGAAUAUCCCGACCCCAUUUCAGCGACAGCUAGUAGAGAUACGGUAAGCAUAUGGUCUAUGGAUAAGAAGUCAAAUUUUUAUGCAAAUGUAUACAUUUGAAUGAUAUGCGUUUCAUCAACAUAUUGAACAAUAUUGACACCAUAUUGUUUUUGUUAUAAAUAGAUCAAGCGAUUGAGCAGAAAGAGGAAGCCUCCUUCGACUAGAAAAGCAUGUGGUAAACGAUUUAGAACAGCUCACGACAAAUCAGCAGCGGAAUCGCUGUUUUCUCUUUCGUCAGCUACGCCUGCUGUUGGGAAAAGUACAUAUGAGCUAAAUGUGGCAGAAACUUUAAUAAAUUUAAGCAAAGAUGCAGUUACACAUCCUACUAUAAAUACAGAGUCCGAGAAUACAGCCACAGAAAUUAUGGAAGAAGAUCAACUGCAGGGCAUAAAAGAAGCAUCAACAGCAACCUGUGAUUCCCAAGUAAGCUAUAGUUAAAAAGGCUUUUAAUAAAUCAUUUUAGGACUAUAUUUAAUAAAUAAAGUAUCAUAUUUAAGUUUUUAUCUUGAUGUUUUAUUAAAGACAACUGUUUCAAUGGAAGAUUUCAACAUGUAUAGUAUCCUGAUAGUGUGUUACUCAACAAGAAAGAAAUGUCAAGGGCAUUAUUUUUGGAAAAUGUUGAAAAUCCCAAGAAGACAGUGCACUACACAGGUAUGUUGUGUGACUAUGGUCUACUGCCACCAAGUUCCCCCGCCUCGGAGCUCUGCAUGGUGAGUUGUGUUGGUCAUGUGCGCCGCCCACCCAUCAAUAUACAUUAUCUAGUUGCUUGACUACUGUAUUUGAAUUGUAAUUAUUGCUGACAGUUCGUUUAUCAGCAUGUUAUUAUUCAAAUUACUGUAACUCAUUUUGUCUCUAAUGUUUUUUUGCUUUAUCAUGAAAAAUAGCACUCCCUCGGCCAGGGCUGGGGGAGGUAUCAAGGGUUAAUAUUGCCUGGUCAUUUAUGGAAUUAAAUAAUUUUCUCUUUUAGGUUUGGAUUCAAGUGUUCUACGUGCCAUACUGCCAUACAUAAUUUGGUUUAGGAGAAGGCUUCUAGACUUCACAUGUGGAAAGGUAAAAAGAAAACAAAGGAAAAAUAUAUUGGAAAAGUAUAUAUUGAGGUGAGCAAAGUUUUCAAUGGUGACAAGGUGCCUUUCAGUCCUAUUGUAAUUAGUACACGUAUGAAGUCAUAAUUUAUUUUUAUUUUUAGCAAAAGAAAAAAUUUUCCAAAUUAUCCACCUGGGAACAGUUUAUUAUUACGCUGGUAAGAUUACGCCGAAAGAUCACCAUUGAAACACUGGCAGAUUUAUUUGGAAUUUCAACUGGUUCUACGAGCAGAAUUAUAAUUACAUGGAUAUUGUUCUUAGAAAAGGAACUAUCAUUCCUGCUGCAUUUCCCAACUCUCUCUGAAUUGGAUGGUAUACAGUAUCCGAAAGCAUUUAGAGGCAUUCCUGACUUACGAGGAAUUAUUGACUGCACCGAGUUUUAUAUUGAAACACCUAACCGUUUGCCAAGCCAAAGAUCUACAUACAGCACAUACAAAUCACGGAAUACCUUUAAACUACUUGUGUCCAUUUCUCCUAUUGCUCACUUUAAUUUUGUUUCAAAUUUGUUUAGUGGUAGCAUAAGUGAUAAGGAGAUUAUAAGGCAAAGUGGAUUUUUAGAUAAACUGCAGCCUGGUGAUGCGAUAAUGGCUGAUAAGGGAUUUAACAUCCAAGAUCUACUAGCUUUACGGGAGACGAGAUUAAUUGCUCCACCCAUUAUGAGAAAAGGUACAGUGUCAUCGAAAGCUUCGACCAUCACAAGACGAAUUGCCAAAAGUCCGCAUCCAUGUUGGAAGAGCAAUUAG